ACAUUUCUUACCAAACUAAAGAAAGUAACAAAGUGAUGCAAAAAUGCCAAACUUACAUCUGCUCAUCUGAUCUCUCUCAUUCUUCAACUCUUUCCUACCCACCCACCCACGCACCCCCACCCCCCAACCCCUACCCACCUCCCCCAUGCUAACUACCCUUGUUCUCAAGCUUCUCUUAUUAAGUUCAACUCAAUUCAGCUAAUUUGCUCUCUCUCUCUAGAGAUACAGACCCAUCAAUGGAAACCUUACCAAAACCUCAAGAAUUUCACAACCCAUGUCUUAUUUCAUCACCAGAUACUCAUAGCUCCAACAGUUCUAGCUGUAGCAAUAGCAGCAACUCUAACCACCACCACCAUAACAACAACAACAACAACAACAACAACAACAAUGGUCUUCACCAUCACCACCACCAUCGCCACCCAACACCACCCACAACCCCUACACCUACUACCCCACCACCAAUACCCAUCACCAGAUCCGAACCCAACAACCCAUACCCUACUACCUUCGUUCAAGCUGAUGCUUCCUCUUUCAAACAGGUAGUUCAAAUGCUCACUGGCUCAUCUGAAACCGCCAAAGUUGGUGCUCCUGCUAAUUCGGGCCGGGCUGAGCCCGUGAGGAAUCCGAUCCCGCCAAUUAAAACUGGGACUAAGAAAGAGAAAUCUAGUUCAAAGCUGUAUGAGAGAAGGAAUAGCAUGAAGAAUUUCAAAAUUAGCCCAUUGGGUUCUGGGUUUGUGAACAAAUCAAUUUACUCUGCUGGAUUUUCGGGUUCACCGAGAACUGCCACGCCGGAGAUUUUGUCUCCGAGCAUUCUCGAUUUUCCGGCGUUGGCACUUAGCCCGGUUACUCCUCUCAUACCCGACCCGUUUAACCGGUCGCCACACAGUGCUGCCAGUACAGAGAAUUUGGAUUUGGAAGCUGAAGAGAAAGCAAUUGCUACUAAAGGGUUCUUUUUGCAUCCAUCGCCGGCGAAUACUCCGAGGGAAUCGGAGCCCCGACUUUUGCCUUUGUUUCCGCUGACUUCCCCUAGAGUCUCAGGUUCUUCUGAUUCUUAAAUGUGCUUUCCUUUUUUUCAUUUUUGAGGUUCAUCUUUUGUAUCAUUUUCAUAUAUAAAUCCACAUAGAAUAUGAUUUGGAAUCAAGGUGGAAUCCAGAUGUUGUUAUAUUACUACAUAUUUGAUAUUUGUAUCGCACAAUUUGAAGAAAAUGAGCAAAAAAAAAAAGAAAGAAAUUGGCAGGAUGAUUUGCUUCGA
Messenger RNA from Capsicum annuum, 1252 nucleotides. Its product is annotated as VQ motif-containing protein 4. The coding region runs from base 237 to 1055 and encodes 272 amino acids. The transcript has a single exon. NCBI's taxonomy places the organism in Eukaryota, Viridiplantae, Streptophyta, Magnoliopsida, Solanales, Solanaceae. The record is from RefSeq and is a predicted model, not a curated record.